AGUCUCAAACAGGAACCCAUCCUCAUCUGGGUGGCACCAAAUGUCCAUCAUUACUGAGUUGUUCUGUGAAGUGAUGGACGCUUAAAUACAAAACUGUUGAUUGAAACUGUAGUCCAAACCCAUUGUCAAAGUUCUGGAGUUGACCAAUAACCUCACGGCUCUUUAGGCUGUUCACGUGGAACCAUCCUCAGCUGCACAGAGUGUCUCUGUAUGGUAAAUGCACAAGUUGUGUUUUUGCUGCAAUCCAUAAUCAUGAAGCUAAUCUCAAUAAACGAGCCAUCUUUAUUUCAGUGUCUGUUGCGUCAUAAAUGAUGUGGACUGCAAUCACACAAAGCUCUGUGUGUCUCUCUGUGGGCCUUUGUCCAGUUUUGAAGAGCUUUUGUUGUUCUUCUUAUUUGAUUGAGAUAACUAGUGCAUUACAGCCACAUGUGGGUUGCUGGUCUGCCUUCGAAACUCUGAAUAUGUGUGUACAUGCUUACAUACAUGUGUGUGAGAUGGCAUCAUUCAGUCAAGAGCUUUUCUCCUCCUACGUCUUAUGAACAAAGAGGCUGUUUUUGGGGUGGUAAAGCAAAUGAAACACACACACACACAAACUUCAGAGCCUCAGAGACGCAUCUUCACCCUGCCGUCACUCAGUAACAACACGGAUGGUUUUCACACACUGGUUUGUUGUGUUAGUGCAAUUUCCUUCCUCUUCGUUUGUCCAUUUUCUUUCGGUUGUUGCGGCGAAAAUGGACUUCCAGACAAUCUGAACUGAACACGGAAGAAAAUUUUAGCAGUUAAUAUCAAGUUUAUUGAACAUCCUCGAUCAUCAUCACCAUCUCAGCGUGUUACUGUUCCCCUGGACGAUGCCGACGACAGGUGUGCAGGUCAUUGGCUUUUUGGUUUCGAUUACAGGAUGGGUGGGCGGGGUUUUGGUUUGCGCCGCCCCAUAUUGGCGCGUUUCAGCCUUCGUAGGAGACGAGCUGGUGGUAUCAGAGGUGGUGUGGGAGGGUCUGUGGAUGACCUGCCUGUCCCAGUUGGGAAGGAUCCAAUGUAAAGUCUAUGACUCAGCCCUCGCUCUGUCAGGCUCCACCCAGUUUUGCCGUGUAAUGGUUAUUUUGUCUCUCCUGUUCGGAUUAUUUGCCAUGCCCCUAGGGGUGAUUGGGAUGAAGUGCACACACUGCCUCGAGGGAGUGCGUGAUGCUAAGGCUCGCCUGGUGCGUAUGGCCGGUGGAGUCUUCAUGGUGGCAGGCGUGGCUUUCUUUUUGCCGGUUUUCUGGACCACCUUCGCCGUAAUUCGGGAUUUUUACGACACCAACGUGCCACCACCGCGCAAGCGUGAACUUGGCCCCGCCUUGUACCUGGGAGGAGGUGUGGCCUGUAUGAUGCUGGCUGGAGGAGUUCUGCUAUACCAAGGAGGCUCCGCCCCUAGUGGGGCUCCAUCCAAGCCUUUUUUUGGUAAAGGGGCGGGGCCAGCCAAGGACAAUCACCCCACAGCUGUGGCAGAAGGAAAACAGGACAGAGCUUAUGUGUGAGCCAAGAAUCAGGAUCGACGAUUCACCAGGAAUUAAAGAAUGAAGAAUUAAAAUGAAAGUUAAAACAAACAGGACAGAAAAAAUCAAUCAGCAACAAAAAAAUGUUUAAAGGCUAAAAUUCAUUCAUUCAAUAAAUAAAUACUUAAAUAAAUAAAACUGUUGAUCUGAUUUCCUGUAGCUCAGAACUGCUACUCUUCUUCAUGUUGAUAUAUUUAUAUUGUUUAUAAUUUAAUUAUAAUUAUCUAAUAAAACAUAUUAACUGGUAUUAAUUGGAACAAUUAAUUCAAAGGGUUUUUUUUUAGUACAUUUAUUCAUUUUCCACCUGAAUGAAUAAAUAAAUAAUAAACAAUUUGAAGUAUUGUUCAUAAAAAAUAAACAGAAAGAUAUAAACUUAAUAUACAUUGGAUUUUUAAUUAAUUAUUUAUUAACCUCAUUGUGAUAAUCACCGCUCUGUUUAAUUUUUUUU
Molecule: messenger RNA, 1983 nt
Organism: Silurus meridionalis
Lineage: Eukaryota; Metazoa; Chordata; Actinopteri; Siluriformes; Siluridae
Gene: cldn31
Product: claudin-4
Exons: 2
Coding region: 849-1517 (222 amino acids)
Biological process (GO): cell adhesion; bicellular tight junction assembly
Cellular component (GO): plasma membrane; bicellular tight junction
Molecular function (GO): structural molecule activity
Source: RefSeq, a predicted model, not a curated record